ACACUUGAAUGCAUCGAAACGUCAUUUCUUUUUUGGUUUGUUUGUUGUGAGCGACGACUCCUCUCUCUCUCUGUGCGACUCAUCAUCUGAUCCAAAGACAACACCAAUAGUGAUGGCGUCUGCUUCUGGACCGUACAACUACUCGUAUAUUUUCAAAUACAUAAUAAUAGGUGAUAUGGGAGUCGGAAAGUCAUGUCUUUUACAUCAAUUCACGGAAAAAAAAUUUAUGGCCGACUGUCCGCACACAAUUGGUGUCGAAUUCGGGACAAGAAUUAUCGAAGUUUGCGGUCAAAAGAUAAAACUGCAGAUUUGGGACACCGCUGGUCAGGAACGCUUCCGAGCCGUCACUCGCAGUUACUAUAGGGGAGCGGCCGGCGCUCUGAUGGUCUACGAUAUGACCCGUCGGUCGACUUAUAACCAUUUGUCGUCGUGGUUGACGGACGCCCGCAAUCUGACCAAUCCGAAUACAGUUAUCUUUUUGAUUGGCAACAAAUCCGAUUUAGACGACCAACGCGACGUCACCUACGACGAGGCCAAACAGUUUGCCGACGAAAACGGUCUGACGUUUGUCGAGACGUCGGCCAAAACGGGUGACGGCGUCGAAGAGGCGUUUCUCGAAACAGCCAAACGAAUAUUCCAGAACAUUCAGGACGGUUCGCUCGAUCUGAAUGCCGCCGAAUCGGGAGUUCAACACAAACCGAGUCCCGUUUCAGUUGGCGGUCAGGGAUCGGGUGGACGGGAUGGCGGCGGCGGAGGCGGCGGUCGACCGGAGUGUCAGUGUUGAAGAUGAAGAGUCUGAGGAAUGAAUGGAUUGUGGAUUGGAUUCGGAAUCGAAUGAAUGAACCGAAAGUCGAAACAGAUUUUCGACGAUUUUAUUAUCAAAAAAAAUAUUAUUAAAAAAUAUUUGUUUUAUUUGUCUUUAAA
Oppia nitens is the source of this 924-nucleotide messenger RNA. RefSeq names its product ras-related protein Rab-14-like (gene Rab14). Bases 113 to 784 code for a protein of 223 amino acids. Lineage: Eukaryota; Metazoa; Arthropoda; Arachnida; Sarcoptiformes; Oppiidae. Gene Ontology annotation, molecular function: GTP binding; GTPase activity. The record is from RefSeq and is a predicted model, not a curated record. Gene Ontology annotation, cellular component: trans-Golgi network; recycling endosome; phagocytic vesicle. The transcript is spliced from 3 exons. Gene Ontology annotation, biological process: defense response to bacterium; endocytic recycling; phagosome maturation.